GAUUUGGUAAUGAUGUAAUUGGACCUAAGAUCGGGAGAAAUUAUAGUAAUUUACGAUGGCCUCAAUUUCGUCUAUUAGCCACAUUGGUUGCAAAAUGCUGCAGCUGCCCCAAGUAGGUUUGCUGGCGGCGGGUCUGCAAAACAUAUUUGCUAUGCAGCAGCAGCAAGUUCGUCAUCGCCGUACCAAACAUUGGGAUCCAAGGUGGAAGAAACUACGUAAAGCCAAAGUUGUUAAGAUAGACAUACCCAAUCUAAAUGAACGUGUGGAGGAUUUGAGCCAGGAACAAAUGAAAACAAGAAUGAAGGAGCGCGGUAUACUACCGCCGCGCCCAUGGUUGGAACGUCCUUUCCAUAUCAGCUGCACAGGCGGAGUGUUUGAACCGUAUGUUCCACCAGAAGGGGAUGGCAAGAUGUCAGCCAUUUCGAAAGAGGGGGCCAAGCAAAAAUUUGAGCUGUUGGAAAAGAAAACCAAGUCCAUGAUGGCCAUCAGGAAAAUCCGUAACUACGACGAAGAUUUUGAAGCGCCCGAGUUUGCGGCUGAAGCUCAGAACAUUUACAUUAAUGCGCAUAAUACGUUGGCCGAAAAAAAUAAAUACAAGCUGCGGGAGCUAGUAACUGAGCGAGCCUAUCCAGAGUUGAUGCAUAAUAUAGCAGAUAAAACAAUUCACUGGAAAUUUCUCCAGUCCCUAGAACCUCCACGAGUUGUACAUGCUCGUGUAACGGAUGUGAUUAGUAAGGAAAAUUUGUUCGCUCAGGUUACAGUUCGCUUCCACACCCAGCAGAUGCUUGCUAUCUAUGACCGUUUCGGUCGGUUAAUGCACGGAAGCGAAGCUAUCGUGAAAGAUUGCCUUGAAUAUGUAGUAUUCGAAAAGCAUUUGUCCAAUGAAUACGGAGUUUGGCGUCUACACGAAAAAAUAGUCCCCGACUGGAUGCCACCGAAAGCACCGGCUUACAUAACGUAUCGUGUGGACGACGAACCACCGGCACCGCCAGAGCCUGAAGAUAGUAAGGAAGUAACGGCUGCCGAUGUAGAAGGAGAUAAAACUGUUACUACAGCUACGGCUUAAGAUCGUCGACGGUU
Messenger RNA from Sabethes cyaneus, 1080 nucleotides. It is a transcript of the gene mRpL45, whose product is annotated as probable 39S ribosomal protein L45, mitochondrial. Lineage: Eukaryota; Metazoa; Arthropoda; Insecta; Diptera; Culicidae. The transcript is spliced from 2 exons. The record is from RefSeq and is a predicted model, not a curated record. Gene Ontology annotation, cellular component: mitochondrion. Bases 56 to 1066 code for a protein of 336 amino acids.